This is a messenger RNA of Pipistrellus nathusii (Nathusius's pipistrelle), 1341 nucleotides long. Lineage: Eukaryota; Metazoa; Chordata; Mammalia; Chiroptera; Vespertilionidae. The record is from the annotation of a GenBank genome assembly.
AUGCUACCGCUCGGCUGCUCACGCCGGCUGGUGGCCGAGCUGCGGGACGCCCUGGACACCUGCGCCGAGCGGCAGCGCCAGCUGGAGCAGAGCCUGCGAGUCUCCCGGAGGCUGCUGCGGACCUGGGAACCAGCUGAGACUCCGACUCCGGAGCCAACCCCAGGUCCAGAAACUAAUGAAGAGGCCCCAUCUUCAGCAGGCACACCCAGCCCGCAAGACCUCAAGGAGCUGGAGCUUCUCACCCAGGCACUGGAGAAGGCUGUACGCGUGCGAAAAGGCAUAUCUAAGGCUGGAGAAAGAGACAAGGCCUCCAGCCAGAAGUCUGGAUCCAUUGCCACUUCUGCUACCACAGCUGCUGCCCCACACCGGGCUUCUCAAACAAAACUCCCCAGGGGUACCCGCCAGGCCACCAGGCCUGCCAAGGGCCUCCCUAAGCCUAGGCUUCUGUCAGCGGGGGAUCAGACCUGUAGAGGGAGAGGGCCCCUAGCUGCCAAGCCUGGACCAGGCCUCAGGGACCAACAGAUAGCUCCAUCGGCUGCUCCUCAGGCCCCAGAAGCUUUCACGCUCAAGGAGAAGGGGACGCUGCUGCGGCUGCCCAUGGCUUUCAGGAAGGCGGCUUCUCUGAACUCCUGCCUGUGGGCCCAGCUCAGCUCUACACAGACCAGCGACUCCAUGGAUGCCGCUACGUCCUCUAAAACCCAAUUCCUCCAGAAAAUGCAGGUGACAUCAGGCUGGCCGAGCUCCGGGCUCAGUGCUGCAGAGGUGGAGGCAGAGGUGGGGCGCCUGCAGAAGGCUUGCUUGCUGCUAAGACUGAGAAUGGAGGAAGAGCUCGCAAGAGACCCCACGGACUGGAUGCAGGAGUACCGUAGCCUGCUCACCUUGGAGGGGCUCCAGGCCAUUGUGGGGCAGUGCCUCCACAGGCUGCAGGAGCUGCAGGCAGAGGAGAGUGACGAAGAGGUGCCUGGCUGUCACCCCAGGAGGCCACGUUCCCCUGUCCUCCCGGAAGUGGUGGGACAGCAGCUGGGGCCGUGGCCUGAGGAGAGACUCCCCAUGGCCUCAUUGCCUCGUGAAGGAGGAGCGGAGCCCACCUGGAGCCCCCAGCUGCUUCUCUACUCCAGCACCCGGGAGCUGCAGACGCUGGCAGCCCUCAGGCUUCAGGUGGACAUGCUGGACCAGCAAAUCCACCUGGAAAAGGUCCUGAUGGCAGAACUUCUCCCGCUGGUGAGCGUGCAGGAGCCACUGGGACCGCCCCCGCUGGCACUGUGCCGGGCGGUGCACAGCCUUCUCUGUGAGGGAGGCCAGCACUUCCUCACCAUCCUGCGAGAUGAACCUGCUGACUGA